AUGUCAUCCAAUGUUGCAGAUAAGCAGAUUCAACUUGAUGAAGAGUAUCAAUUAACAUCAGAACAAAUUCUAAUCGAAAAUCAAAUAAUUUUUAAAUCACUUGAUGAAUUUAAAAGAAAAUUCAUCGAUUUCGAUGCAAGACUUAAUAUUGUCGAACAACAACAAAAACACAUUCCGUCUAUAUCAUCACAACAAAAUUCAUUUGAUAAUUGUUCGAAAGGAACAAAUUCUUCGUGUAUUCUUGUAGAAAAAACAAUUCCCAAUGAAAAACCACGUUCAACCUGUUUUUCAUGUCGUUGGCAGAAAAAACAUUGUUCAUUGUAUUUCAAAGAUUUGUACGAUUUUGAUAAACAAGAAAUUAAUAUAAAUAUUGGUGCUGAUUCAAAUCGUUUAACAUGUAGAUGUGGUCAUCUAAUUCGUAUUCAUGAACGUCAUCCAGAUUUACCACAAAAACCACUUCCUUCUUUUGCAAAUCCACCAUGGGGACAAUUUUUAUAUGAAGAAUUAGUUCCACCAUUUAUUCAAGAUUGGAUCUGGUGUAAUUAUUUAUUUUUAACUAUAAAUGGAAUAUCAAUCGAUUUAAUUGAAAAAGAUUUAAAUAAUUCCAUCGAAAAAAUUCUUUUUCUAAAUGAUAAUCUAUUAAUUGGUACAGUUAAUUAUCUCCAUAAAUUAUCUUCGAAAACUUUGAAUAAAACAAAUUUAUCAUUAGAAUUAUCAACACAAUCAUUUGAUUAUCAUUUUAAAAUUUUAUCGUUAAUAAAUAAAAAUAAUCUACUUCUAUGUGGAACAGUUUAUCAAGGUUAUUGUCAAAUAUAUGAUGAAAAUUUUCAUUUAAUUAUUAAUUCAUCAUUACCAAUUGUUGCAAAUGAUCCAAUAAAUAGUACAAUUGGAUUAAUUAUACCUGAGAAAAAUCUCAUUUAUUUUGGUGUUACAUAUACAAAUGAUGGAAAUUAUCGUUGGCAAAUACCAAAUAUAUCAGGACGUUCAUUAAAUUUAACAAAUUUUAUGAAAAUUUUAUCUGUGAAUGAUGAUGAUACAAUAUCUCGGGAUGAUUUAUCAUUACGUUUUAUGCCGCGACAACAAACAACAUUUAUUGUUCAAUAUAUUUAUUCAUUUUAUCGUGGAAAUUAUAUUUAUUUUUUAACAAAUCAACCUUCUGAUAUUGAACAAACAAAUAUUAUAACUAAAAUUAUACGUUUCUGUCGAAAUACAUCAAAUUCUUUAAUACGUUCAUAUACAGAAAUACCAUUAGUUUGUUUAAAUUCCGAAUGGAUAUUAAAAUCUGCUCAAACAAUUCUUGAUAAUAAUAAUCAAAUGAUUUUAAUUGGAUUAUUUGUUAAACGUGAUGGGUCAAUUGGAACGAAUAUUUGUUCAUGGAAAAUUCAAAAUGAAAUUGAUAAAGCAUUUUUAGAUAAUUAUAAAAAUUGUUAUUCAAUGGGUAUUGGACAACGUGGGUUAAAUUUUAUUAAACCAAAUGAACCUUGUAGAAAAGAUGAAAGUUGGUCAAUUGGAAUGACAAAUGAUGAUGAUGAUAUAUGUCCAUGGAUAAUUAGUGAUCGUUUACCUUAUCCUGUAGGUGGGAUAAGUCCUAUUAUUGGUCGACUAUUUUAUGAGAAUUCACUUGAAAAUUCGAGCGCUAUGCAGCUGUAUUCAUUCGGUUCAUCAAUUCUCUUUUUACAAGGAUUAACCAAUGGUACUUUUAAAUUGGGUAUAUUUGAUUUUCUACUGAAUAUAAAUUGGAUAUAUUCACAUCAAUUAUCAACACAAUUGCCAAUUCUAUCUGAUAUUGUAUUUGAUAAUCGUACAGCAAGUUUUUUUCUUGCAUCUGGAUCAAAGAUUUAUCGUUUAUCAUUUGCUGGUGAUUGUUCAUCACGUUUGUCAUGUGACGAGUGUUUGUCUUCAUCAAAUAAUGUUUUUUGUGGGUGGUGUUCGACAACUGAACGGUGUACAUUGUUAAGUGAUUGUUCGAUUAAAUCAUGGCAACAAGAGACCAAUCAAUGUACACAGAUUAUCAAUAUUAAACCACUGAAUGCAUCGAUUGAUCAAGAUCAAUGGAUAAAUUUAACUUUAUCACGAUUACCAUUAUUAGAACAUAAUGAAAUCUAUCAAUGUAUUUUUGCAAAUCAAAUAAUAUCAGCAAAUACACAAGCAAUUAAAUUAGAUUAUAAUCGACUUUCAUGUCCUACACCAUCAAAUUAUUUGAAAAAAUCUCAUAUACAAAUGGGAAACAAAUUUCAAGUACGUUUAUCCGUGAUAAAAUGGCCAUCGAAUACAAGUAUUGCAACAAUACCUGAAUUUACAUUUUAUGAUUGUUCAUCGUAUUUAUCAUGUGAAUCUUGUCGAUCUGAAAAAGGAUGUCAAUGGUGUUCAGAUCGCUGUUCAUCAGUUUGUACUGAAAAAUCUUCAAUACAAUGUCCAUCAUUUAAUCUUCGAAAUUCUUCCAAUAUAUUUAUUGAAUCUGGACAAUCCAUUGAUAUUCCUUUACAAUUUUCUAAUAUAAUUAAAUCUACACUUGAAUGUCGUUUAAAUGAAACAAUAUCUGGUUUUAUUGAUGAAAAUAACAUCUGCCAUAUUUCAAAAAUUCCUGAAAUAAAUACUGAUAACAAUCAAAUGACAUAUUUAUCAAUAUAUGAAAAUAAUCUAUCAAUUGGUAUUCCCAUAAAAAUGUUUAUUUAUCGUUGUGAUCUUUAUGAUUCAUGUGAUAAAUGUCAAUUACAUGUAACAUGUUCAUGGUGUCAAGGUAAAUGUUUAUCAAAAAAAGAUAAUCAAUGUUCAAUAAAUACUCCAUGUACAUCAUUAAAAAUCAAAGAUUUUUAUCCAAAAAUUCUUCCAUUAAAUAGUGAAACAUUUGUAACAAUUUAUUUAAAUGAUAUAAUAGGUGAGAAAAUUAAUGAAAUAACAUUAGCUGAUAUACCUUGUCUAAUAAUAAAAAUCUCAAAUCGAAUUGAAUGUCAAUCAAAUCGAUCGAAUUCAUCUCGACAUGGUCCAAUUAAAAUUCAAUUAGAUAAUUCAAUUAUUAUUUUUUCAAAAGAUUCGAUUGAAUAUCGUCAAUCAUCAAUAAUUUCAUUUAAUCCAUUAAUUGUCUAUGAAUUUGGUGGACAAAUUUUAACUAUAACUGGAAAUAAUUUACUUAUUGGAAGUUCACAACAAAUAUUUAUUGGAAAUUUUCAAUGUAUAACAAUAAAAAAAUCAAUAACAAAUGUUUUAACAUGUCGUUUACCAUCAUUAUCAUCAGGAUUUUAUAAUGUUACCGUUCUGAUAGAUGGAAAAACAGUUCUAAAUAAUGGAAUUCAUUUAAAAGUAACACCUAAUCCAAUUGUUCAAGAUAUUAAUCCAAUUACAAGUUUUGCCAGUGGUGGCCGAUUAAUAACUAUUCGUGGAAUGUAUUUUGGAUCUGCACAAUCGAUAAUAGUUGAAUUUUCCUAUCGAAAAUGGAAUGCAAAAUUACAAAUAAUUCCGGAUAAUAUCAUAUCAUCCGAUGAUGGAUUAAUAUCAUCAUUUAAUUUUCGUACACCAGGAAUUCCAAGUUCAUCCGAUGAAUUUAAUUCUCCACCAGUUGAUAUAAAUUUUUCACUUGAUUUUGAUGAUUCAAUAUUAUUACCAAAUUUAAUACAAUUUCAUUAUAUAUCAGAUGUUUUAUUAAAUGUAUCAACAAUUCCACCAACAUUACCAUAUACAGGUGAAGAACUUAAAUUACAAGUAGAAAAUUUAACUGAAGCAGCAUCAAUGGAAGAUAUUGAAUUAUUUAUUGGUUGUACUGAAUGUAAACUUAAAACAUUUACAUCAAAAGGAAUAACAUGUCAACCACCAUCAAAAUUAUUAAUAAAUACACCAUUACUUUUAAAUAAUCAACAACAUCAAGUCGAUUGUACUGUAUAUAAUUCUUCAAUUAGUCCAAUUCGUUUUCGUAUUGGUUUUCGUGAAUAUUUAAUUGGUUAUUUAUCAUAUAUUCAUGUAACAUCAUCACGAUAUUCCGUUGCUACAAUUAUUUAUUUAUCAUUAGCUAGUUGUCUAUUAACAAUUGCUUUACUUACAUUUGCUAUUUGUUUAUAUAUUAAAUUACGAAAUUCAAAAGAAAAAAGUUCUUCUUUGUCACCAAUAAGACCUAUUGAACAAAAUGAAAAAGCAUUUUGGUCAACAUCAACAUCAGCAGCUGCUGGUCCUUAUUAUCAAGUCUAUGAACAAAUUUCAUCGUCAUCAUCACAUCAAAAUACAUUAACACGUGCACCUUUACUUGUUUGUCCAUAUCAUCAACAUUAUAAACAAGAUUAUUCAACAUUAUCAUUAAUGCAACAAUUACAAAGCAAAGCACCUGUUUUAACUACAAUAUCAAUUGAACAUGAACAAUUAAAAAAAUUAAUAUAUACAUCGGAUGUUAAAUCAAAUUCAUCAAAUCUUCGUCAAUCAAUGGAAUUAUUUUAUGAUUUACUUGGCAUGACCCCAUUUUCUGAAGCAUUUAUUGAUGAAUUAAUAAAAAAUGAUUGUAAUGAUUUAUUAAAAUGUUAUAUCUAUAUCUAUCGUUAUAAUCCAUCAAAUUUAAAAUCAUUUCCAAUAACACGUCAAAUAACAUAUUUAAAAUUAAUUUCAUCAUUAUUAUUUCAAUCUAAAACAAAUUCAAUUGAAAUAUUUCAUAUAUUUGAUAAAUUACUUGAUUCAUUAAUAAAUUAUCUUGAUUGUGGACCAUGUGAUCAAUUAUUAAAUCGUUCAAUAAAUUCUUUAUCAUCCUCAACAUUAUUAUUAAUACCAAAUUUUGAAUAUAAUUCAAUUGAUUUAUCAAUAAAUUAUGAAAAUCUUUUACGUUUUCAUCUUUCUGUAUUUGAUUGUGAUACAAUUGAUCAAGUAAAAACAAAAUUAAUUCAUUAUUUAAAUUCCUAUGAACAAACUUCAUAUGAACAAAUUGAUUUAUCAAUUUCACCAUUAAAUAUUUGUUCCUGUACACAACAAAUACCAAUAUUAAAACAAUAUUCAAUAAAUUCAACGAUAAUAUGUCGAAAAAAAACUUCAUGGAAUUUAUCAUCGGAAAGAAAAUCUCAUUAUCAAUAUCAUUUAUGUCAAGAAAAUGAUUUAAUUAAAGAUGAAAAUCUUAUCUUAAAACAAUUAAUACAAAAUAAAAAAUAUUUCAAUGAAAUUUUAUUAAAUUUCUAUAAAGAAAUUCUCAAUGGAUUAAAUUUCAUCACAAUCGAUAAUAAAUCUCAAGAUUUAUUUAAACAAUACAUACAAUUAAUAAGUGAUCUUAUACGACAAAUAAAUCAUUUAAUGUUAUCUAGAUCAACAUGUCCAAUAAUUCAAUCUUGUUUAAAUGUUAUUGCUGAUGGUUUAGAAUUUAUUUUUCAAACAAAAAAUUCUUUUUCAAAAGAAAUUCAAAUUUUAUUUGAAGAUGAGAAAAAAUAUUUUUCUUCAUUUAAUACAAAUCUAUUUCAAUUAUCUUCAUAUCCGUUGAGAAAUUCUUUAUUAUCAUCAUUAGAUAUUCGAUCAUUAAUACUUGCUGAUGAUACUUCAAUUGAUUGUCUUUUUAAACUUUAUCAAUUUUAUGAAUUACAUAGUGAAUCGAUUAAUCAACAUAUUGGAGAAAAUCAUGUCAGUGUUUUAUUACCUGUUCAUCAUCUACUAGUACAAAUUCGUCAAUUAAUUAAUUCAGAUACAAUUACAAUUAUUUGA
Adineta steineri is the source of this 5658-nucleotide messenger RNA. The record is from the annotation of a GenBank genome assembly. NCBI's taxonomy places the organism in Eukaryota, Metazoa, Rotifera, Eurotatoria, Adinetida, Adinetidae.